Gracilinanus agilis (Agile Gracile Mouse Opossum) is the source of this 2571-nucleotide messenger RNA. It is a transcript of the gene PCK1, whose product is annotated as phosphoenolpyruvate carboxykinase 1. The transcript is spliced from 10 exons. The record is from RefSeq and is a predicted model, not a curated record. Bases 140 to 2008 code for a protein of 622 amino acids. Gene Ontology annotation, cellular component: mitochondrion; cytosol. Gene Ontology annotation, molecular function: GTP binding; phosphoenolpyruvate carboxykinase (GTP) activity; manganese ion binding. Gene Ontology annotation, biological process: response to starvation; hepatocyte differentiation; cellular response to glucose stimulus. Lineage: Eukaryota; Metazoa; Chordata; Mammalia; Didelphimorphia; Didelphidae.
CCUAAAGGGAAGAAAACACUCAGCAGGAAGAAGCUGGAAACCCCACCAGCCACCACACCUCGAUCUCCGACUCUCCAAAGAGAGGAGAUAUUGCGCCGAUCGUUUCGAGCUGCCCUCCUGUUCUUCCCGCCCGGCUAGCAUGGCUCCCCAGAUUCACAAUAACGUGAACCACGCCGCCCAGGUUGUCCAGGGCAGCUUGGACGCCUUGCCCCAAGAAGUCAGAGACUUCGUGGAAAGUAACGCCCAGUUGUGCCAACCGGACAAAAUUCACAUCUGCGAUGGUUCUGAGGAAGAGAACAAGAACAUUAUUGACUGUAUGGUGGAACAAGGCAUGAUCAAGAAACUGAAGAAGUAUGAUAACUGCUGGUUGGCUCUUACAGAUCCCAAAGAUGUGGCCAGAAUUGAAAGCAAAACUGUCAUCAUCACCCAGGAGCAAAGAGACACAGUACCAAUCCCCAAGACUGGAAUUAGCCAACUGGGUCGUUGGAUGUCUGAGGAGGACUUUGAGAAAGCCUUCAGUGCCAGAUUUCCAGGAUGCAUGAAAGGCCGAACAAUGUACGUGAUUCCUUUCAGCAUGGGCCCCAUUGGUUCUCCUCUGUCAAAGAUUGGCAUCGAACUGACAGAUUCACCCUAUGUAGUGGCCAGCAUGAAGAUCAUGACCCGAAUGGGAACCCCCGUCUUGGAAGCACUGGGAAAUGGGGAAUUUGUAAAAUGCCUUCAUUCCGUGGGCUGCCCCUUACCUUUAAAAAAACCGUUAGUCAACAACUGGGCCUGUAAUCCAGAACUGACGCUCAUUGCUCACAUUCCUGAUCGCCGAGAGAUUAUUUCCUUUGGAAGUGGUUAUGGUGGAAACUCUCUCCUGGGGAAAAAGUGCUUUGCCCUCAGAAUAGCAAGCAGGAUUGCUAAGGAAGAAGGCUGGCUUGCAGAACAUAUGCUGAUCCUGGGCAUCACAAAUCCUGAGGGCAAGAAGAAAUACUUUGCUGCAGCUUUUCCUAGUGCCUGUGGAAAGACCAACUUGGCAAUGAUGAACCCAACACUUCCAGGAUGGAAAGUUGAAUGUGUUGGUGAUGAUAUUGCUUGGAUGAAAUUUGAUGAGCAAGGCAAUUUAAGGGCUAUUAACCCAGAAAACGGAUUUUUUGGAGUCGCUCCUGGGACUUCUGUGAAAACGAACCCCAAUGCCAUUAAGACUAUUCAGAAGAACACUAUCUUUACCAACGUUGCAGAAACAAGUGAUGGAGGUGUUUACUGGGAAGGCAUUGAUGAGCCUUUAGGCCCAGGAGUUACACUUACAUCAUGGAAAAACAAGGAAUGGACUCCAGAGGAUGGAGAGCCUUGUGCUCAUGCUAAUUCCCGGUUCUGCACUCCUGCAAACCAGUGUCCCAUCAUUGAUCCUGCCUGGGAGUCUCCAGAAGGAGUUCCAAUAGAAGGCAUUAUCUUUGGAGGCCGUAGACCUGCUGGUAUACCUCUGGUCUAUGAAUCUAUAAACUGGCAGCAUGGAGUAUUUGUUGGGGCCUCAAUGAGGUCAGAAGCAACAGCAGCAGCUGAGCACAAAGGCAAAGUCAUCAUGCAUGACCCAUUUGCUAUGAGACCUUUCUUUGGCUACAACUUUGGGAAGUAUCUGGCUCAUUGGCUCAGCAUGGCUCAGCGCCCAGCAGCUAAACUGCCCAAGAUCUUCCAUGUCAACUGGUUCCGGAAGGAUAAGGAAGGCAAAUUCCUUUGGCCAGGAUAUGGGGAGAACUCCCGUGUCCUGGAGUGGAUCUUCAACAGGAUCAAUGGAGAAGACAAUGCUAAACUCACACCCAUUGGUUACAUCCCUUCUGAAGAUGCCUUCAAUCUCAAGGGCCUGACUGAUAUCAACAUGGCAGAGCUCUUCAACAUCUCCAAGGAGUUCUGGGAGAAAGAGGUGGAGGACAUUGAGAAGUACUUUGAAGAGCAAGUCAAUACUGACCUGCCUUAUGAAAUUGAAAGGGAAGUCGUUGCCCUUAAGCAAAGAAUAAGCCAGAUGUAAUCAGGCUAGUGGUGGAUUACUGUAUGUUUGGUUUUUGUUGUGGGGGAAACUGAUGACUAGUUUCCCCUUCAUAAGAUGCCUAGCCAAGUGAAUGACCAGGCACCGAGGAUAGGACGAUAAUAAAUGCACUGGGGUAGCACUCUAAUGAAUGCACUGAUGAGCCUGGUAGGAACUCUGAAAAACACGAUUUAAUUUUUCAGGAUUGGGAGGGAAAAUCUUAGUCAUAUCUCCUUUAUUCUACGAACACUUAGACACUAGCCCUUAUUCAUCUUAGUAAUAUCACAGGGGACUAUGAAACUCAGAAAGAAAAAUACUUGAGAUGUACAUAUAUGUAUUUGUGUGUGUGUAUGUGUAUACCUGAAUGUAUUGUUAUUAAAACAUAUUUAACAUCUUUAGAAAAUUCUUGGGAAAGAUUACUGGUUAGUCUUUACUAGAAUGAAAUGCUACUAUUAUUAGUUUAUCUGUUUAAAUUAUUUUUAUACACUAUUCCUUACCUUUAUGUGAUUUCUAAUUUUUGGCAUGACUUAACUCUGAAAUUAUUCAAUAAACUUUUGUAGAAAAUA